AUGGAUAACUCCAUAUUAGUUGUAGGGUUUCUAUUGGUGUGUUGUGUAAGUAUCUGUGGGAGUUCUAGGUAUGAGAGGCCAGAAGAUACAGAGGACGUUGUGAUUUUUGGAGAUGACACGGAUUGUCACAAACCUCUACGUUGUCCCAGGGAUCUUGUAUUUGCCAUUGAUAUAUCAUGUUUCGUCUCGAACCGAUCUAAGAAACUAAUCAGGAGCUUUGUCCGUGAAUUAACUGCCAGGCUGUACAUCGACCCCGGUGCUUAUGGCACCCGAGUCGGUUUCGUUGUGUAUAGUAAUAGUUACUAUCAUAGGAUGUAUUUCGAAGAGGCAACUGAUAAUUUUGAGUUGCGGAACGUCAUACGCUACAUGGAGCUAAACCAGCCGGACCUUUGUUUCCGUCGAACAGAUCUUGUAUUGAAUUCUAUCCGUCAUCGAUAUUUUAACAUUGAACAAGGGGACAGGGUAGGGAAUGAGUUUGCGAAUACAAUCAUUUUGAUCACCAGUGGAGCCACAUGGCCUUCAGCUUACUCACGACAGGCGAUCAUCGAAGCUGAGGAACUGAAAAAGAUUGGAGCUGAAAUUUUAGUCCUCGGAUUUUUAGAACCUGAUACCAAUACAACUGCCUCACCAACAACUGCAGCACCUACGAAUGAUACCACUAAUUACACAUCCCCACCUACUACCUCAGCCUAUCCCACAACAACAGAGGUUUUCCGAACAGAGGAGCAGAUCAGGGCUAUGGAUGAAUGGGAACAACUAGCAAGCAAUCCCUUUAGUAAAUAUAGAUUCUUUGUAGAGGACUUGGAGAAAUAUGUUACACUUGUUAAUCCAGUCAUGAAAGUUAUGUGUGACACUUACAAGUCGUGUACAUCUGACAAAAUCCCAUGUGCUCCGGAACGGUUGUGUUGUGGAUGUGAUUAUAUGUUUGUGGAGCCGGGAUUAGAUCGGACAAUGAUGUGGCCAUUCUUAGCUGUAUUGAUGGGUAAAUGUUUGGACGAGGGCUGUAUUCGGAACCCGGGAAGUAACUGCAAAGUUACCCGUGAGCCCCCUAUUCCGCCGUGCUUAUCUUCAGCCCUACUAGACCAUGCGCUGGUUGAAUUAACAAAUGUUCAAAUAGUGCAAGGCUACAGCUAUGUAGGAAUAGCUUAUAGGUUCUUUGAGACAGAUCUAGAACUAGAUGGGUUCUAUGGAAUGUUCCAAGCUGCCGCUAAUUACAAGUCUCAAAACUUUGCAAAGUUAACUGAGUUCCAGAUUAAGAGAGGUGUCUCGGCAACAUUCCUCAAUUUAAGGCUACCACAUGACUUACGCAUCCAUAAUGGCAUUGAAGCCUUGUAUAUAGCCAUGGAUAUUGAGAAGUCGCUAUACGAAAACAUUGAAGAAGUAAUCGAUCUAUCAAAUAGAAAUAAGGACGCCCAGCUAGCAACAUUUAUGAAAACUACCAUGCUUCCGGGUGCAAUCAAAGCUACCAAAGAAAUAGGAGAAUAUAUUGCGCAAUAUCACUUACUUGGACCUGAUAUUGGACAAUACAUCCUUAACAGGAUUCUUAGGGAGAACUAUCCCGUUACGAAAAUGACUUUAUUUGGAACACCUAAACCAAUUAAAUCACCCCUUAUAACAAAAUAUAAUGAUCAUAAAUCAGAAUUAUGAUUUACUAACUUAAGGCGUUGUUGAAACAUUGGCAAUGUGUUAUCUCUGACGAUUUUUUUAAAUGUAGACACUAUUAUAUAUUAAUUAUUCAAAUAUGCCACGGGAAAGCAUUAUAUUACGCAGUAGCACGGUGCCUGUAUGAACGAUUGUUGAGGACCAAAUGUUAUUGACUACGUAUACCCAACUAUUCCGACUCUAGCCGAAGUAUUCCAUCCAGACCCAAGUGUUCCGAGUUUACUUAUUUUUUUUAAAAACAUUCGAUAGAUGUCUUCUUUGUUUUUUUUAUCAUUUUGUCGUUGGAUUCAUUUUAUUCGAAAGAUGGCCGUUCCCCAUGCUCACUCCGGUUAA
Messenger RNA from Owenia fusiformis, 1995 nucleotides. NCBI's taxonomy places the organism in Eukaryota, Metazoa, Annelida, Polychaeta, Sabellida, Oweniidae. The record is from the annotation of a GenBank genome assembly.